This is a messenger RNA of Linum trigynum, 534 nucleotides long. The record is from the annotation of a GenBank genome assembly. NCBI's taxonomy places the organism in Eukaryota, Viridiplantae, Streptophyta, Magnoliopsida, Malpighiales, Linaceae.
AUGGAGCUUGGCAGUACUAACGAGAACUUGCCCCAAAUCUGUUUUGAAUGCGGCAGAAUUGGGCACAAUGAGGACCGUUGCUCGAAGAAACUGGGCGCAAGCUCCGCGUUGACGGUAGCGGUGGAGACGAACUCUGAAGCACGAUCAUCAGAACAGCCAUCGGAGCCUCCGGCCGGCUACGGGUCGUGGAUACAAGUGACACAAAAAUCGCGAAAACCGAAUAGGAAACCCAUGAGCAAUCAAACCCAAACGGUAACCAAUCCGCAAGGAAAAGGGGGAAAUUCUGAGAAGAUCAUGGCGAAAAUCACUCAUUUAGGGAAAGAUGCUCAGGCAACAGGGAAUAGGGGAGGAAAAGGAAAGGGCACUGAAACAGGGCAUAAGAAGGAAGGGGAUGGAAAACAAAAAGGGAAAGUGAAUGGUUGUGUCGUGGAAGGGGCCAAGGGAGGAACAAGCCAAAUAGAGUUUCAUGAAUGGAGGCCAAGUCAGUUUUGGUGCCGUCAAGUCGAAAGGGUCGGAGAAGAAAGAGUCGACUAA